Messenger RNA from Coffea eugenioides, 1437 nucleotides. Its product is annotated as protein SRG1. Bases 121 to 1212 code for a protein of 363 amino acids. The record is from RefSeq and is a predicted model, not a curated record. The transcript has 4 exons. NCBI's taxonomy places the organism in Eukaryota, Viridiplantae, Streptophyta, Magnoliopsida, Gentianales, Rubiaceae.
UGCGCAUUAAAGAUCCAUGAAUUUUCUUGCUUGUUCUCCCUAUAAAUAAUUGGCAUUGCAAAGUUCAAUACUACAAGGUACCUAGCAAAGAUAAGUUAGUCCCCUCCAAACAAUAGUACCAUGGCUCCUGUACCAGUUUCUCCCAUUAGUGUUGGCCACAUUGAUGAUGUCCAAGAACUGAGGAAGACCAUACCAUCACGCAUUCCUCAGAGAUUUGUCCGAGACAGGAUAGAAAGGCCGAGACUUUUCAUGACCAAUCCUACUCCUUGCAAGAAUAUUCCUGUCAUUGAUUUAUCAAAUCUCCAAAAAGGCAGUAAAGAUGAAUUCCGAGCUGAGUUGCUACAGCUCUCAGCAUCCUGUGAAGACUGGGGAUUUUUCCAGGUGAUAAACCAUGAAGUUAACUUAUCCUUAGUCGAAAGCUUAGAAAAGGUGGCCAUGGAAUUCUUCAUGCUGCCUUUGGAGGAGAAACAGAAGUAUCCAAUGCUACCUGGAACUGUUCAAGGAUAUGGGCAGGCUUUCGUUUUCUCGGAGGACCAGAAGCUAGACUGGUGCAACAUGUUUGCUCUUGGACUGGAGCCCCAUUUUAUAAGAAAUCCAAACCUGUGGCCUACAAAGCCAGCCACCUUUAGUGAGACUCUGGAAGCAUAUUCCAGAGAGAUAAGGAAACUAUGCAAGAAUUUGCUAAAGUACAUAGCCAUCGGUCUAUCUCUGGAUGAGAAUGUCUUCGAAGACAUGUUCGGAGCAGCUGUACAAGCAGUGAGAAUGAACUAUUAUCCAGCAUGCCCUAGACCUGAUCUUGUUUUGGGUUUGAGUCCUCAUUCAGAUGGAAGUGCCCUUACAGUGUUGCAACAAGGAAAGGGCAGUUCAGUUGGCCUUCAGAUAUUCAAAGACAAUACCUGGGUACCUGUCCAGCCAAUUCCCAAUGCAUUAGUGAUCAAUAUUGGUGACACCAUAGAGGUUCUAACAAAUGGCAGAUACAAGAGUGUAGAACACAGAGCAGUCACUCACAAAGAAAAAGACAGACUCUCAAUUGUCACAUUUUAUGCACCUAGUUAUGAUCUAGAAGUUGGACCAAUGCCAGAACUGGUGGAUGAGAACGAGCCCUGCAAGUACAGAAGAUACAACCAUGGAGAGUACAGCAAGAACUAUGUAACCAACAAGCUGCAGGGGAAGAAAGCACUGGAAUUUGCUAAAAUCAAUACCACUAACUAAUUCCAAAAACACCUUGCAUAGUUUGAAUACUACUACAUCGUGCAAAGGACCAUAUACAUAGCAUUAUGUCAUGAAUUGGUUUCGUUAGGACUUGUGAAUGGAAUGACCCAAAGUACAAGUUGUAUGUGCUGUACUACUAAAAACUGUUGAGUGGAUAGCACUGUACAUUUGCAACUUAUAUGUAUGAGUAUGACCCUAUUGAUUAGUAGUAAUAAAUAUGCCAUU